Messenger RNA from Torulaspora globosa, 3240 nucleotides. RefSeq names its product trehalose 6-phosphate synthase/phosphatase complex subunit (gene TPS3). Gene Ontology annotation, biological process: trehalose biosynthetic process. Lineage: Eukaryota; Fungi; Ascomycota; Saccharomycetes; Saccharomycetales; Saccharomycetaceae. Gene Ontology annotation, molecular function: catalytic activity. The transcript has a single exon. Bases 1 to 3240 code for a protein of 1079 amino acids. Gene Ontology annotation, cellular component: cytosol; alpha,alpha-trehalose-phosphate synthase complex (UDP-forming). The record is from RefSeq and is a predicted model, not a curated record.
AUGGCGAUCAUUAUAGCUUCCCUUUUCCUGCCACAUCAGCCGCAAUUCGAGCUUGAGGGACCGUUGGACGAGAAGCAGGGGCUUGUCGAUUCGAACUUGGUGAAGAUCAAUGAAUCUAGUGCUAGUUUGGGCCGGAAAAGGGCCAGUUCGGUGCAUUCGAACUCGCCGUUUACUGGGUACGACGGCAGCCAGGAGCUUUUGAAACCUGCGGAUGGCACUCGAUCUAGAGUGGCCAGUCCCGCUCCAGGCGGCGGAGUUAGACAGGAGGAGUUGUUGAGCUCGGAGAAGUUUAUGAAAAGCCUGACUGCACACGGAACGCAGGCGUCGACACCGGCGAAUGCGGUGGUUUCGGGAUCUCAGAGUGGUUCGGCACAAGAGUUUUUCUCGAACAAGGACAUCGUCUCCCCCUUUGCGUCCGUGCCGGGGUCACCGGGCUUGGAUGCAGCCGGACCGGGGGCGGUGUCACAGGAUAGCACUGCCAACUUGCUUAAGAACGUGAAUAAGUCGUUGCUGUACCAAUCGGUGUUGAACAGCGCCAACACUUCGCAGUCGGCGCUCGAGGGCCGCGCUAAACUCGACCGCAGAUCGUCUUCGGGCACCGUGAUCACCCCGAAGUCGAGAGCUGUGCCAGACGUGCAUUCUGCUGUGGUGGAUUUUGCCAAGGUCAAGCAGCAGCAACAGAGCUCGUCGCUUCCAGCGAUGAAGCGGGUUCCCAGGACGGUCUCCAUGAACAGUGUGUCCGCAAAAUCGGGUCCUUCGCAUCUGAAGUAUUCUCAAAUGGCCAAGGAUCUGGAGAACACUUUCUCUGAUGAAAGUUACAUCUCAGAGUCCGACUCGGAGGAGGUGGUGGCCAAUGGUUCUGAGUCCGAUCUCGAGAUGGAGCAGGAGCUGCACUACCAUGUUCCCAAAUUCGGCGGAUACUCCAACAAUGCUAAGCUGAGAGCUUCUCUCUUACUCAGCUCCCACGAGCUCUUUGGGCGUGUUCCCUGGAAGAUCGUUCCUAGUCUUAAAGGUAACGGUGCGCUAAGAAACGCUGUUCAGAAUGCCACUGCUGAGAAAAUCAUCAAGGAUAAGGUCACUUGGGUCGGCACGAUCGGUAUUCCAACCGAUGAAAUCCCAGAAAAUGUGAGCAGGCAGAUUUCGAAGAAAUUGAGUGCCGAAUAUAACUCAGAAGCUGUGCUCACUGACGAUGUGACCUUCAAGGGCGCCUACAAGAAUUUUUGCAAACAAAUACUGUGGCCAAGUCUCCAUUAUGAGAUUCCCGACAAUCCAAAUUCGAAGGCCUUUGAGAACCACUCAUGGAACUAUUAUCGUCAAUUGAAUCAGCUAUUUGCCGAUAAGAUCAUAAGUACUUAUAAAGCCGGCGAUACUAUAUGGAUUCAUGACUAUCACUUGAUGCUGGUUCCAGAAAUGGUGAGGGAAGCAUUACCACACGCCAAAAUUGGAUUCUUCCUCCAUGUCUCAUUUCCUAGUAGUGAGGUAUUCAGAUGCUUUGCCCAAAGAGAAAAAAUACUUAAGGGGAUCCUGGGUUCCAACUUCGUUGGUUUUCAAACCAAGGAAUACGCAAGACAUUUCAUGCAAACCGCUAAUAAACUUUUGAUGUCUGAUGUUAUAGAUAAUGAAAUCAAGUUCAAGGGAAAAAUAGUUACGGUCCACAACACGCCUGUUGGUAUCGAUCUCUUCCGUUUGAACUCGCAGCUCAAGAACGAGAGAGUGCUGCAAUGGCGCCAACUCAUCCAGGACAAGUGGAAGGACAAGCUACUCAUUGUUUGCCGCGAUCAAUUCGACCGUGUUAGGGGGCUAAAAAAGAAGAUGUUGGCCUAUGAGAGGUUUUUAAAAGAAAAUCCCGAGUACGCUGAGAAGGUAACGAUGAUCCAGAUUUGCAUUGGGGCUCAAAGAGACGCUGAAUUGGAACGGUCGGUCAUGCUUGUCGUUGACAGAAUCAACUCUCUUUCUGCAAAUUUGAGUACCAGUCAACCAGUGGUGUUCCUGCACCAGGAUCUGGAUUUUGAACAGUAUCUCGCAUUGAGUUGCGAAGCCGACAUGUUUAUGGUUGAUCCUCUAAGAGAGGGUAUGAACUUGACUUGUCAUGAAUUCAUUGCCUGCUCUGAAGAGAAACACGCCCCCCUAUUGUUAUCAGAAUUCACUGGUAGUGCAGAGAUAUUGAAGGAUGGGGCCCUCUUGGUCAAUCCUUGGGACAUCGAAAGUGUGUCACAAAUGAUCAAAAAGGCUUUGGAAAUGCCACCGGAAGAGAAAAGAUUACGUUGGAAGAAGAUGGUCAAGAGUGUGAUCAAUAACGAUUCUGAUAACUGGAUCACAACUUCAUUGCAGGAUAUUAACAACUCGUGGGAAUUCAACAAGGAGAGAUCGACAGUGUUCAACUUGUCUGUUGACCAAAUCCUAAGCGAUUACAGGGAGUCUAAGAAGCAUCUAUUUAUUUUCAAGAUCUCAGAACCCCCAACUUAUAGAAUGAUCUCCAUCUUGAACGAUCUAAGCGCCAAAAACAUCGUAUACGUCAUGAACUCCUUCUCUAAAACCACACUAGAGAGUCUUUACAGCCGUGUUGCGAACCUUGGCCUCAUCGCAGAGAACGGUGCAUACGUCAGAUUGAACAAUGUGUGGUACAAUAUCGUGGAGCAAGUUGACUGGAAGAGCGAAGUGGUGAAAAUCCUGGACGACAAAGUGGAGAGAUUGCCUGGGUCCUAUUACAAGAUAGCCGAUUCCAUGAUCAGAUUCCAUACCGAAAAUGCUGAGGACCAAGACCGUGUUGCCGGCGUCGUCGGCGAGGCUAUCACCCACAUCAACACUUUGUUUGACGAAAAGGGAAUUCACGCAUACCUACACAAGAACAUCGUCUUUGUCCAAGAACAGGGUCUUUCCUCCACAGCGACUCAAUUUCUGCUCAAAUUCUACAACAGCAGAACCGACGCCUACGAUAACAGUUCCAUGCCGGUGACGCCGGCCGAUAUCGGCUCCACGGCAACCACCCGCGGCGGCUACUUCACCUCCAAGGGCAAAUCCCAGUACCACGUUGAUUUUGCCUGCGUUACCGGUUCCUCCUCUCCUGCCAUCGAACCUAUUUUCCAACUCAUUAAGGAAGAAAUCAGCAGGGGCACCUUGCGCUUCGGCUACAGCCUGGUCUACGAUGGAGCCACCUCCACCUACGCUAAGGAACACGUCGACGGUCUCAAUGGACUGUUUGCGAUCCUCCAGGACAUCACUAGGACUCCACAUCGCUAG